AGCGAAUAAAACAAACAAAUAAUUGAAGAACAGAGGCGAAACUUGCCGGUGGAAGGAGAGAAAGAAACCGGCGAAAUGGGAAAUUCGAAUUCGUCUUCCGUAAAUCAUCGCUUCACAUCUGCUUCCAGGGCUUUUACUCAGAGGAAGCUCGAAGAUCUCAAGUCUCUCUUCGACUCCCUCGCUUCCCAAUCUCAGAGCAAUGACUUAUACGUAUCUUACCCCGUUUUCCAGGCGUAUUUUGGUCUGAGUGGUUCUUUAGGAGAAAGCAUGUUUGAUAUGGUCACUCAACACAGGAAAGAUGGUAAAAUGACUUAUGAAGAUCUUGUAAUUGCUAAGGCAACUUACGAAAAAGGAACAGAUGACGAGAUUGCUGAGUUCAUUUACGAGACCUUGGAUGUGAAUGGCAAUGGGGUCUUGACAAGGUCCGAUUUAGAGUUGGUCCUUGUGGUGAUCUUCAAGAGUGUGUUCUCCACUGAGAGCGCUGAUGUGGAAUCAAGUGAUUACAGUGAGAUGGUGGAUUCACUCCUUAAUGCCGCUUCUUUCUCGAAAUCCGAUGAUGAUGGUUCUAAUAAAGGAAUGUCUUUUGAGGAUUUCAGAAGCUGGUGCUCACACGUUCCAACUAUCAGAAAGUUUCUCGGAAGCCUGCUUAUGCUCCCGGGUCCAGCGAGACCAGGAUAUCAAGUCCCGCAUCUGCUUUAUGAGGAUAGUUUGGAUUCAAAUAUACUAUUGUUGAAGAAGGAAUACGCUUGGCAUAUCGGAGGAGCUCUUCCUCACCACGAGCUUGCAGAGUGGAGACUGCUGUAUCACAGUUCCUUACACGGUCAAAGCUUUAACACAUUCCUCGGACACACAUCACACACUGGUAUGUCUGCGUCGGUGUUAAUCAUCAAAGACAAAGAAGGCUGUGUCUAUGGAGGAUACGCCUCUCAACCUUGGGAGAGGUACAGUGAUUUCUACGGAGACAUGAAGUCUUUUCUUUUCCAGUUAAACCCUAACGCAUCCAUUUUCCGACCAACUGGAGCAAACACCAACAUUCAAUGGUGUGCUACUAAUUUCACAUCGGAGAACAUUCCAAACGGCAUAGGAUUUGGAGGAAAAGUCCAUCACUUUGGUCUGUUUAUAUCCGCAGGCUUCGAUCAAGGCCACACGUUUUCCUGCACGACAUUUGGUAGCCCGAGUCUCUCUAAGACGAGCAGAGUACAGCCAGAAGUAAUUGAAUGCUGGGGAGUCGUUCAGGCCUCAAACGAACUAGACACUCAACAAAACGCCAUGAAAGGCACUGUUCUUGACAGGUUUAAAGAAGAUCGCAACAUGCUCCAACUCGUCGGCAUGGCAGGCAAUUCGAAUGAAUGAAAUACAAAAAACAAAAAGGAUUUUGGAUUUGAGAUGAGAUUCUAUCUUAUACAAUGUGUGUGUGUGUGUGCAAAUACUUUUAUGUAUUAUAAUUAGAGUUGUAUAAUUUACACCAGUUCAAGUUAAACGACAUCGAAAUAA
Messenger RNA from Eutrema salsugineum, 1494 nucleotides. Its product is annotated as TLD domain-containing protein 1. Bases 76 to 1353 code for a protein of 425 amino acids. Gene Ontology annotation, molecular function: calcium ion binding. The record is from RefSeq and is a predicted model, not a curated record. The transcript has 8 exons. NCBI's taxonomy places the organism in Eukaryota, Viridiplantae, Streptophyta, Magnoliopsida, Brassicales, Brassicaceae.